Messenger RNA from Cannabis sativa, 775 nucleotides. RefSeq lists its product as uncharacterized. The transcript is spliced from 2 exons. The record is from RefSeq and is a predicted model, not a curated record. NCBI's taxonomy places the organism in Eukaryota, Viridiplantae, Streptophyta, Magnoliopsida, Rosales, Cannabaceae. The coding region runs from base 3 to 347 and encodes 114 amino acids.
CUAUGACUUCAAACAUUGUUGAAUCUCUAAAUGCAGCAAACUUGGCAGCUAGAGAGCUACCAAUCACAACACUGAUGGAGUCAUUGAGAGCAUUGAUUCAACAAUGGACAUACACAAACAGGAAAAAAGCACAGAAAACAACAACAUUUUUAACACCUACAGCAGAAAAGAAAUUAGUCGACAACUUUGUGGAAUCAUUGACAGAAAAUGUAAAACCAAUAAACGAGACCAUGUUCGAAGUCAUUGAACUAACCAGAUCAUGGGUCAUCAACCUCAAGGAGAAACAUGCAGUUGCAACAGAUUCCAACUUGAUGAGUUACCGUGUGCUCAUGCGCUUGCUGUUAUAAAAGAGAUGAACUUGAAUGUUUACAACUACUGUUCGGGUUAUUACACCACGCGAACAUGGCUUGAAACAUACAGCGGCUCAACAUAUCCGGUACACAAUCACACAACUUGGGAUGUGCCACAAAACAUAAAAGAUAUCAUUGUUCUGCCACCAAACCAAAAAAUAAGAUCUGGAAGACCAAGGAAACGAAGGUUUUUAUCUGAAUGGGAUACAAAAAAACAUAACAGGUGCGGCAAAUGUGGACAACACGGACACAAUCGAAAGACAUGCAACAAUCAAGCAAUAAAAUAGAUACAUAUGAAAUAUUUGAAUUGUUUAAUUUUGUGUGCAAAUUCAAACAGGUUGAUCUGUGAUGCUCUAAAUACAUGGGAUUUCAUUUUUAUGAAAUUUGAAACAGUUUUUUAAUAGUUUCAAAAUCGUUUUGUUACA